Messenger RNA from Leptinotarsa decemlineata (Colorado potato beetle), 2424 nucleotides. RefSeq lists its product as uncharacterized. The record is from RefSeq and is a predicted model, not a curated record. NCBI's taxonomy places the organism in Eukaryota, Metazoa, Arthropoda, Insecta, Coleoptera, Chrysomelidae. Gene Ontology annotation, cellular component: nucleus. Gene Ontology annotation, molecular function: DNA-binding transcription activator activity, RNA polymerase II-specific; zinc ion binding; RNA polymerase II cis-regulatory region sequence-specific DNA binding. Gene Ontology annotation, biological process: regulation of transcription by RNA polymerase II.
GUAAAAGUGACGUUGAAAUUCAAGAAUCUAAUGGGGGUAUUUGGAUUAUGUCAAAAUGUUUUUGUUAUUUUAUAAUUGAAACCAGAAAAACUGAAUCAAAGACAUUUUUGUGAUGUGUUAAAAUGGUUUGAAAUAAAAAAAUUGUACUGUUUGCAUGUUGAAAUAGCGUGAACUCUCAUCAAAAUCAUUGGGAAAAUUAUGAAAUAAUUAAAAUUUUCCUAUUUGUGUUCAACCUGCACAAAUGCUUUCACAUUUACAACGUUGUACUCUAUGCUUAGAGUCGACUAGCUCUGGAAAGAGUAUAAGUGAAAAAGAUGCCUUUGGAAUAACAAUCUCUUCUAAACUUCAAUUUAUUGCUCCUGAAGUGGAAUGGUUGAGUGAAUUCAAAAUAUGCGAUGCCUGUAUAGAUCAUUUGUCAGCUGCAUGUAAAUUUAAAGAAAAAUGUCUUGAUGUGAAAAACAAUAAGUUCCAUGGGACCUGCAAUAAUUUAUGUGAUACACUUGAAGUAGAGUAUAACAGUGAUAUAUCAGUAGACAAAGAACCCAGUUUAGAAGAGAGUAAAGUUUUUAUAUGCUUCCAUUGUCAAAAGGGUUGUGACUCAAAAGAUGAACUUAUUAAACACAUUGAUACAGAGCAUGUCAAUAAAUAUGAAGAAGAUGUAUCCAAAUACAAAAGAAGGGAGAUAUGCUUGCAGUGUGGUAGAAAAUUUGUAAAAACUCAUUCUCUACAAGAACAUUCAGCCAUAUGUGAUGGAGUCAAUAGGCAUAUGAAAAUUGAAGUGGAAAAAGAACACCAGUGUCUCAAAUGUAAGAGAUAUUACACGACUGACAAAAUUCUUAGAACCCAUGAAAAGAGAUGUUUCAUAAAGGAUUUUGAAAAAACUGACCAUCAGUGUACUGAAUGUAAUGCUUUCUUCAAACAUUUGAGUACACUUCGAAAACAUUUAAAACAUGGCUGCAGAAGAAAUAGUAAUGAUUCCAUGUUUUGUAAAAUAUGUGACGAACCAUUUAAAUCCCAGCAGAAAAUGAAUGAACACAUGAGGGAGGAUCACAAAAAAUCUUCCAGCUUUUGCGAUAUCUGCCGUGAAAACUUUGAUACUAAUGAAGAUUAUGAAUUUCAUAAAAGAAAUAAACAUGCAAAAGAAAGGUUCCUGAAAAAAAGAAUAUUUAUCUGUGAAAUUUGUAAUGAUACAUUCAACCUUGUCAAAGAUAUUAUUGAUCACUACAUAAAUAUUCAUUCUAUGGAGGAAAAACAAGUUAAACCUUACUGUUGUGACAUUUGCAGUAAGAGGUUCAGAUCAUCAACAAAUCUAAUGAAUCAUAAGCUUUAUCAUGAUAGAAAUAGAACCAACAUAUGUAGCAUAUGUGGUAAAAGUUUCAUAACCAAAAAUGAUCUUUUGUCUCAUGAAAUGAUACACUUUAAUCAACGAAAUUAUAAGUGUGAUAAAUGUGAAAAAGCAUUCAAAACUAGUAGCAAUUUGAGAACGCAUUGUUUGAUAGUCCAUAGUGAUCCAGAAUUGUGGAAGUUUGUUUGUCAUGUUUGUGGAAAGCGAUUUCCCCUAAAAUCCAAUCAUGACCAACAUUUGCGUAGACAUACUGGCGAGAAAAACUUUAUAUGUACACUUUGUAAAAAAACAUUUGCUAGCAAAAGUGAAUUACAGGAGCAUGUGGGUUACCAUUCUAAUGUUAGAUGUCAUAGGUGUGACCAGUGUGGGAGAGAAUACAGGAAAAAGAAUACUUUAGAUGUACAUUUGACCAAAGCUCAUGGUAUUGGUAAUGCAAAAAUACCCAUUAGAGAAAGGAAGCAUGCUUGUCACAUAUGCCCUGGCAGGUUUCAUGAUCGACUGAAAUUAGCCCGACACCUUUGUACCCACUCUGGUCUGAAACCAUUUUCGUGUUAUAUAUGUGAAAAGAAAUUCACUGAUAAAUCGUACUUAAGACAACAUCUCAAAAAUACUCAUAGUAUUAAUGAACAGCAAUCUAAUGCACUCAGUACCUCAAAAUGAAAAAAUAUAAUUUAUCAUGGGCUAUUCUAUAUUUAUGAUUUCAAUGUCAAUUAUGUGUAUUUUCAUGUUUAUGACUUUUGUUUUUUGUUUAUCUGUUCAAAUACCAAGAUUAGGAUUAGUAAAUGGUCUGAUACUUAAAUCUCUACUUCACUCUCCUCAUAAAAAAAAUUGAAAUGUGAUAUAAAGAUGUGAAAGUAUAAGAAUAUCUUAAAAAGUUAUUCAUCAGUUGUAUAAAUUAAAUGGAUUUUUAAUAAUUACUGUAAUUUUUUGAAAAAUUCAAUUGGUAAUGUGAAAUGUUUAUACAUAAAAUGAAGCCAGGUAAUAAAAUCUUUUGCGAUUAUUUUGCUGGCAAUCUAUUUUGGUUUUAUGUCUAUAAUGUUAUAUAACGAAAUGGAAUAAAUUCAUUAUGAUACACUUUA